This is a messenger RNA of Nannochloropsis gaditana CCMP526, 365 nucleotides long. RefSeq lists its product as uncharacterized. The record is from RefSeq and is a predicted model, not a curated record. The transcript has a single exon. The annotation marks the transcript as partial.
CUCUCCUCAACGACCACGACGGCGCUGGGGGUGCGGAGACCUCCGGCCUGGCCCCUGAAAGCGCCGUGGACUUCUUAUUGCAACCCUGCGCUCCUACGUCUUUGUACGUUCCUCGACGGGCCAAGCAUGAAGAAGACGUGGAAGUUUCCGCCGGGUCGACCGUCUUGUGGCGCUUCUCUGUCGGGGACGGUCUAGACAUCUCCUUCAAGGGCACUUUUCGCCCCCAUGCCGGCACCGCUGACACCUCCCCAACCGAGGAUCUGACUCCCUUACCCGUGGAAAUCGUCGUGGAGGGCCGUUUUCCUCAGGCAGGAAGUGCUGUGCCCGCGCCUCUCAGCCCCGACGCAGAGGCGGGACGGGCCGAG